Molecule: messenger RNA, 1079 nt
Organism: Alligator sinensis (Chinese alligator)
Lineage: Eukaryota; Metazoa; Chordata; Crocodylia; Alligatoridae
Product: coiled-coil domain-containing protein 70-like
Exons: 2
Coding region: 141-1079 (312 amino acids)
Source: RefSeq, a predicted model, not a curated record
CUCAUCAUUAGAGUGCAAGCUCUGAUAGCCUGGCAGCAGCAUCUGCAGCACAGGAGACGUCAGCGACAUAGAGAAGCAGUGAACCAUUUCACAAAUAGCCAACUUCUCUGCCCCUCACAAAGGCUACCAGCCAGUAUUCUAUGCAUCCAAUGGACCCAAAGCAAAAAAAAGAACAAAGGUUGGAUUUUAGCCUGCCCCAGGUCAGCCAAAACAAUGUGACACCAGCUACCUACAACCCCAAGCAAGAGAACAAGAACCGCCCAGCAUCCUUUUCCAACUUACAGAAGAAGCAGCUCAGUCAUAAUCUAGAGGACAAAAAAGCCUUUAAAAAGGAGAUCAAGGCCUUCUGGGGGGAAAACAAAGAUUUCCAUGAGGAGAUUAAGGCCUUUCAGGAAGGGGACAGAGCCAGAGCCUUAUGGAAGGAGAUCAAGGACUUCCGUGGGAAGAAUCAGUCUUUCAUAGAGGAGAUCAAGGUCUUCUUGGAGGAAGAUAAGGCCAUCUUGGAGCAGAUCAAGGACUUCCAGCUUAAAAAUAAGGGUUUCCAGGAGCAGGUCAGUGACAUUCAAGAGAAAAUUGAAGCCUACCAGGAGAAAAUCAAGGGAGCCGAGGAAGAGAUCAAAGCUUUUGAGGAAAGGAACGAGGCCUGCCGGGAGGCAAUUAGAGCCUUCCAGAGAAAAAACAAGGAGUUCCAGGAAAGGAACAAAGCCAUGCGCGAGAGGAACAAAGCUCUGCAAGGAAAGAAUGAAACUUUCCAGGAGAAGAACAAGGCUUUCUGGAAGGAAUACAAGGCUUUCUGGAAGAAGGACAAGGUCUUCUGGGAGGAGGACAUGGCUAUCUCAAGGGACAAAAUGAUCCUCUGGGAACAGUAUAUGGCUUUCAGAGAGAAUGACCAGGACCUACAAGAGGAAAAAGGAGCACUCUGGGACAUGAUAGAAGUCUUGUGGGAUGAAAAAUAUACCCUCUGGAAAAAGAUAUACAGCCCUCCUGGAGAGGAACAACUAGUUGAAGCUGUAGAAAAUGCUGAUGGUGAUCAUGGUCCAAAUAUACAUACUAUAACAAAAGGAUCUGAGGGAGUCUAG